GCUAACCCUGGAGCCGACGUUGUAGUUUGUGAUUGGCUGUGUGCGGUUCAAUGCAUGGUGUAUAGGAAAUAGUGAGGACUCUGUUCAGCUAGAGGUGAAUGAGCAGAGUGUAUAUGUGGUAACAGCCGGAGGGAUUGCCUUACAGGAGCCAUGAAGAUCGGCCGUUUACCGCUGAGCAGCGUGUGUCUCCUGCUCGUUUAUGUGCUGGGAAUGGUGGCCGCAGGGCGUGAUUUCUAUAAAAUCCUGGGGGUAUCGCGCAGUGCUACUGUGAAGGAAAUAAAGAAGGCAUAUAGAAAACUAGCAUUACAGUUGCAUCCAGACCGGAAUCCAGAUGAUCCACAAGCACAAGAAAAAUUUCAAGAUUUAGGUGCUGCUUAUGAGGUGCUUUCUGAUGAAGAAAAAAGAAAACAGUAUGAUGCAUAUGGCGAAGAAGGACUUAAAGAUGGUCAUCAAAGUUCUCACGGUGAUAUAUUCUCACAUUUCUUUGGAGAUUUUGGAUUUAUGUUUGGAGGCAAUCCGCGUCAACAAGACAGAAAUGUCCCACGUGGCAGUGACAUAAUAAUUGACCUGGAAGUGACGUUGGAAGAAGUUUAUUCUGGAAAUUUUGUUGAGGUGGUAAGAAACAAGCCUGUAGCACGGCAGGCACCAGGCAAGAGAAAAUGUAACUGUCGCCAAGAAAUGAGAACAACACAACUGGGGCCUGGACGUUUUCAAAUGACACAGGAAGUUGUUUGUGAUGAAUGCCCUAAUGUCAAACUUGUAAAUGAAGAACGCACUUUAGAAGUUGAAAUUGAACCUGGUGUUAGAGAUGGGAUGGAGUAUCCAUUCAUUGGAGAAGGUGAACCCCAUAUUGAUGGAGAGCCAGGCGACUUGCGCUUUAAAAUCAAAGUUCUCAAGCAUCCUAUAUUUGAACGACGAGGGGAUGACCUUUAUACAAAUGUAACCAUUUCUUUAGUUGAAGCGCUCAUUGGUUUUGAAAUGGACAUUACACAUUUGGAUGGCCACAAAGUUCAUAUCAUGAGAGAUAAAAUAACAAAACCAGGAGCAAAGCUUUGGAAAAAGGGAGAAGGCCUUCCAAAUUUUGACAAUAAUAACAUCAAAGGAUCAUUGGUGAUUACUUUUGAUGUGGAAUUUCCGAAGGAGCAGCUAACAGAGGAACAAAAAAAUGGUGUGAAACAGCUCUUGAAACAUGGGCCAGUGCAAAAAGUUUACAAUGGACUUCAGGGCUAUUAAUACAUGAUCUUUAGGCAAAAGAG
Messenger RNA from Hyla sarda, 1256 nucleotides. RefSeq names its product DnaJ heat shock protein family (Hsp40) member B11 (gene DNAJB11). Gene Ontology annotation, cellular component: endoplasmic reticulum. The transcript is spliced from 10 exons. Gene Ontology annotation, molecular function: misfolded protein binding. The record is from RefSeq and is a predicted model, not a curated record. Bases 151 to 1233 code for a protein of 360 amino acids. Lineage: Eukaryota; Metazoa; Chordata; Amphibia; Anura; Hylidae. Gene Ontology annotation, biological process: protein maturation; protein folding.